CCGCUCGCCGCUCGUAGAGAUCGCCAAUUAUUUUCCGUAAUUUGUCAACGACCGGACGAUUCUCGCGGUUUUCCGGUUUUCAUAUAGGUUGCUCGCAAUUACGUAACACCAAAGCUCGAAGCAUUUUAAAACGCGUAUAUAAGCCACACGUAGAUUUUUCGUAUGUUGUGUAACGUGGUGCAACGCUGGCGCAACGGUAGCGGCACGGAUCGAUCGAUGCACCGAGGAAAAAUAUAUGCAGUUAAUUGGAUGUAGUUACAAUCGAGUACACUGCAAUCGCGCGUUCCCUGCAGAGAUACCGAGGCGAAUGCAGAUACCAUUUAAAGAACGCAGAUACGAUAUCCUAUAUCUAAAUGACAUUUUAUCGGGAAAUUGAAUUAAAUCUCCGCUAACUAUCGAGAGGACGAAAAACCAACGCAGUCAAGGGCAACGCAAGCGAUACAUAGUGCGUUUAAUAACGCGCCAACUUGCUUAUACUUCUUCCUCGUUAAGUGAGGUUGCUGCUUUCGUUUGUUCUCAUCGUCAUCGUCAUCAUCGUCAUCGUCGUCAUCAUCGUUGUCGUCGUCGUCGUCUGCCAAACGCCACGCCGAGCAUUGACAUUUUUGUCUCUUCACCGGAUCUCUCUCUCUGUCCCUACCAUGAGGAUGAGAAUGAAUGGAAGGAGACGGUCGAUCGAGAUCCCGCUGUACAACGCGGUUCGCGUAGACUUCUUCGCGUGCUAUCUCCGACCAAUCCGAAGACGUGAACGAUCGUACGCUCGCCCCAACUUACGUUGUAGUAUACGACUGCGACGCGACGCGACGCAACGCUCCGGCCUGCCUGUGGUUUCAUCCUUACUAUUUAUUCGCACAUUCCAGUUUGAUGUCGCCAUUGUUACGAGUCACCGUCACCGCGCUAAUUCAACGCUCUCUCAAGAGAAUGACGUAAUCUCGAGACGGAGAGAGGAGCUUAGGGAUCAUGGACCGCCAUCCAACGGUGAGGCCGGAAACCGAUCGAGCUCUCUUCUAUUGUGCUCGAUGAUCAACGGAAAAAUUUGGUAGCCAACAUCCCCUCGUUCAUUAACAUCACUAUGCGCCGCCGUAUAAAGUCGGCGUAUAAAACUGCAUUUUAUGUUUAUGUUUAUUUUAUAUAUGCACGAUGCACGCUCUUGCCAAGUGAGUAUUUAUCCGAUAAUGCACUUUAAACCCUAUUCAGCCAGCUCUCUCAGAGAUUUCCAUUCAACGACCGAAUGCUAAGUGUGACUCAGAGCGAAACGUGACUCAAUGAUAAUGUCGACUAAAAUACUCGACAGAUUCGACAAUCGAUCAGGCAAAUCGCGUACGGAUCGUUCGCCAUGCCUCUCGUUGGAUAGGAGAAUGUACGGAAGGCAACACGGAAAAUGGGGAAAAAAGAACAGCGAGAACUGGAUGGCAAACGAUAAUACGGUACUUUAUUAGAGAGGAAGAUAUCAGGCACUUAUGGUGUACUUAUCCAAGUACACAGUAUCUGCGUCCAAAGAACAUUGGAAGAUAGCACAUGAUCGUUUCAAAGUAGGGGCAAUGAAAAAAACAAGAGCAGAGAAGAAGAAAAAAGAGAAAAAAAUAGAUAAGAAAAACUCAAUCUUUUUAAAGUGAAAUUUUGAAAGAUGAAAAAAAAAACGUCCACUUUUAUGAAAAAUGUUAUACCUUCUUGCAUCAAUAAAGAUGGAAAAAACUA
Solenopsis invicta (red fire ant) is the source of this 1695-nucleotide messenger RNA. RefSeq lists its product as uncharacterized. The transcript is spliced from 2 exons. The record is from RefSeq and is a predicted model, not a curated record. NCBI's taxonomy places the organism in Eukaryota, Metazoa, Arthropoda, Insecta, Hymenoptera, Formicidae. Bases 639 to 1040 code for a protein of 133 amino acids.